Molecule: messenger RNA, 1230 nt
Organism: Porites evermanni
Lineage: Eukaryota; Metazoa; Cnidaria; Anthozoa; Scleractinia; Poritidae
Source: the annotation of a GenBank genome assembly
AUGACGUGCCUUUCAAGCAAUAUGAAUCGGACAUUGUCAUCUGAACUUACAAACGACACGACCAGCUCAUUUUCGUUUUCUCCUGAACCAGAAGCAUGGAGAGUUAUCCGCACGGUCUUGUUCAGUCUGAUAGCAGCUCUAGCCUUAGUUGGAAAUUAUGUGGUGUGUCGAGCAGUGUGGAGACACACCGGAGCUAAACCGAUUGCUCAUUACUUAGUCGGCAACUUGGCUUUUGCCGAAAUCGUCAGCAUGGUGUGUUUGGUUUUGACUUUUCACGCCCGCGAGCCACCUUGGUCUUGGAAGCUUGGACAUGCCAUGUGCAAGAUGCUUCCUCCACUACAGAUAGCAAGUCUACUCAUCAUUACAACAACCUUGGCUACCCUUGCCGUCUAUCGUUGCGUGCUGCUGACUAAACCUCUCAUACACAAACCAACACGCAAACAAAUUUAUGGUUAUGCUCUUGUCUGUUGGGUGGGGUCUGUUGUACUAGUAAUCCCCGCAGGGUAUUUUCGUGUCUUGAAUUCCUGGGGUGAAAACUGCAAGUUACUUAUUUGCCAAGAAGUAUUUCCCGAAAGCCUAAAACAUUACCAGGAUGUUUACUCAAUCAUCCUCUUUGUAGUCAACUUUGCCCUGCCAUUUGUAAUCAUGGCCUUAUCUUACUCUUUGGUGAGAAAGAAAAUCAGAGAACACAUCUUUGUUGUUCAAAGGCUUCGCGACGAGCAGAGCAACGCACUCUCAUCGGUGACCCAGCCUUCAACUUCUACUGAAGAGAUACAAGCAAUAGGGGACAUAAACCAAAUAGAGCAUGAGAAUCAGAUGACAUUUAAACUGGUAAAAAUAGAAAAUGGGGUUAAUAUAGAAAAGGUUGUCAAAAAACCACAAAGAAGGGUAAAAUUUGCACGAAAGAUCAGCGGAAAAAAAUCAUUCCCUCAAACCCUUUUGACGAAAAACUGUAAAACAGCUUUGGAACUAGAGAACGAUUUGGUCCGAAUGGUUUACGCUUUGGUGUUGGUUUUUGUGGUUUGCUACAUUCCAUAUCAGAUUCAGUUUCUUUUGAUGGAAUUCAAUGUGAAGGCGUUCAUGUAUUGGCCUCAUCGUUACAUAUUUGAUAGGCUUGUUUAUACAUUAACUUGUUUACCAAGUGCCUUACAACCAGUAUUUUACGGAAUGAUGAGUCAGUUUUACCGCAAAGCCUUUAUUAGAAUGAUUGCUUGUAGAGAUUCCAGAUAA